AUGGAGCCAGAGGAGCGGCAGGUGAUGCCCGGCGUGACGCUGACAGACUUUCGCAAGCAGCCCUCUACGGGAGGAGCGGCAAGUCAAACAACUGUAGCCGGGGACCAGGUAGAGGUGGUGCAGGCACAGAUUAAAGAGCUGCGAAAUCAGAUCAAGCAUCUCGUGCGAUCCAAUGCCGAGCUCGAGGAGGCACUCGCUGAGGAAUACGAUAAGGAUUUCGCAGAUGCUAUCGAGGAAAACAAGGGCGUUAUCCUAAAGCGAGAGAUACAAAUCAAGGAACUGCAGGAUCUCUUGCCGAAGCACGCUGCCGAGCCAGAGAAUCAUGAAGAUGGGCUGUACAUUUGA
Messenger RNA from Acanthamoeba castellanii str. Neff, 345 nucleotides. RefSeq lists its product as uncharacterized. The transcript is spliced from 2 exons. Gene Ontology annotation, molecular function: protein-macromolecule adaptor activity. The coding region runs from base 1 to 345 and encodes 114 amino acids. NCBI's taxonomy places the organism in Eukaryota, Discosea, Longamoebia, Acanthamoebidae. Gene Ontology annotation, biological process: proteasome regulatory particle assembly. The record is from RefSeq and is a predicted model, not a curated record.